Chrysemys picta bellii (western painted turtle) is the source of this 1585-nucleotide messenger RNA. RefSeq names its product phospholipase A2 inhibitor and Ly6/PLAUR domain-containing protein-like. The record is from RefSeq and is a predicted model, not a curated record. NCBI's taxonomy places the organism in Eukaryota, Metazoa, Chordata, Testudines, Emydidae.
UUGUCAAGCCGGGCCUUAAAAACCUCUAAGGAUGGAGAUUCCACCACCUCCCUAGAGUUCACUGUGUCAGCCGUGAGAAGCUCCAUUCAGCUCCGAGCCCAGCCCCGUGGGCUUCCCAGCACCAGGAUGGUUUCCUUCAUCCUCUGCCUUUUCCCUGCUCUCCUAGCUACGAGUGCACAAGCGGCAACCCUGACAUGCAAAACCUGCGUUGGUUCAGCAGACGCCUGCCGUACUGCUCAAGGGACCUGCAGCGUAGACAAGGCUACAGGUAGCUGCUAUUCGGUGGCAGAAGAAAUUACACUGGGUGGGGGAAAGAUCACUGGCUUCUCCAGUGGCUGUUUAGAUGACUAUAAUAUUGUCAUAAAAGGCCCCAUCACUGUCACUGUUGCGAAUGACACAUAUCUGCGGAUCAACACCUCCUGGUGCAACACAGACAAUAACUGUAACUCGGCCGUACCGGAAGUGCCCAAGGGGAGCACCACCUUGAACGGGCUGCAGUGCCCAACCUGCUUUGCUCUGAGCGCCGAUCCCUGUGACAGCCACAUCGCCCCUUGUACAGGGGACGAGACCUAUUGCAUCGAUUUCGCUGGGACAGCACGGAGAGGUUCAGAGAGAUCACCAUUUGCCGCAAAAGGCUGUGCUACUGCGUCCACAAAAGAGAUUAAAGUUGGAAUCACACUGUUUUCUGCCCUCUCCAUGUUCACGUUCACAAAGGUGAUCUCCAAACCUGCGGAGAAAACACCCACCAGUGGGGCCAGCCCGGCUCUGGGGAAAUUCUCCUUUGCCCUCUACCUGCCUGGCCUGACUGGGCUGCUGCUGGUGAAACUGCUCUCCUGAGCCCCCGCCCUGCACGGCCCACGCAGCACCUGAUUCCUGCCCAUUGCAGCCUGAGCUAUGAAUCGUACAUUAAAUUCUAUUGAUUGCUUAUGAAGUCCCAGUGAUCACUGGGAGGUCUGACAGGUUCUGGGCCCUAGAUCCGUCCCAGUGUUAUUAAAAUUGCUGUUCAGUUGGGGACCCCGAUGGGGCCUGUCGCAGCCCUCGCACUGGAGGAACCUUCUGUGUUUGUAAUCGUUGAUCAACACAUUUAGCAGAGUCCCAAACGCUCCAGCCCAGCACAAUGGACAGCGGUAAUACAGAAUGUCCAUCUGAACCGCCCCAUACUCGCACUGCCCCUUGCAGAACAACCGGAAAUGUUAGUCAUUGUCUUCCUCCUCACCAUCACCUUCCUCAUCAUUACCAAUGGCCAUGAUCCGGGCACCCCUCAAACGCUACAUCUCGCUCGCCUCCUGCCCACAGGCUGUGGUGCAACUUUUAUAAUAUGUUACGCUGGCGCCACUGUGCCUAAUGCCUAUUCAGUAGGGGCUUCUCCCCUCCCCCUUAUCUAUAUCUCCUCACCCUACCGAUGUCGGGGUCCCUUCUCCGGUAGGUUAGGAUGUUACUGUUGGUGUUACUAGGCACCACCCUAGGUAACUCGGGAGGGUGGAAGGCCACCAAGUGUCAAUGAAGCCUUCCUGCACUAGGCCUAUAUGAACCAAACUUCUUCCAUGUUUAAACUCUAAUCAACCUCAAAAGCCAGGUGCAAUUG